This is a messenger RNA of Nerophis lumbriciformis (worm pipefish), 2807 nucleotides long. It is a transcript of the gene slc30a5, whose product is annotated as solute carrier family 30 member 5. The record is from RefSeq and is a predicted model, not a curated record. Gene Ontology annotation, molecular function: zinc ion transmembrane transporter activity. Gene Ontology annotation, cellular component: cytoplasmic vesicle; membrane; Golgi apparatus. NCBI's taxonomy places the organism in Eukaryota, Metazoa, Chordata, Actinopteri, Syngnathiformes, Syngnathidae. Gene Ontology annotation, biological process: zinc ion import into Golgi lumen; intracellular zinc ion homeostasis.
GUGACGUGGAUUGUUUAUCUUGUCCGGAAGUGUUCUUCGCUCGGUUCUUUUUGAAAGGAUUUUGCUCUAUUAAAUUUCACAUUACUCGCUUGGCAUGCGGUUUAUUUAUCUUAAACAGUUGUAGGACGUAAUAGACGAUUUGGACAAAGGCGUCAAGGUGUUAAAGAGUGGAUAAAAACAGCAACUAGAGUCAAGCCAGAUGGUUAGCUAGCGUGUUAGCUCGUCGCUAAGCUCCACAGCUAUAAGGCUUCUUUAUAGGUUUAUGUGCGCUCCAAGAUAGUAGAAAAGGACAAUUAUGAAAGUAUUUUAACGACAAACAUCUACUGUAAACAAGUUGCAGGUCACGUAGAUAUUGUAGAUAGCAGUAAUGGUAUAAAGCGUACUUGGGAAGGUAAAAUGGAGGAUAAAUACAGCAGCAAUGUUCUCUCUGGGAGUAAACUGGGAAUGGUUGAAGUUCCUAAUUCUAGGUUAACCAGGUACAUCGUUUUGCUAGUUGUCUCCAAGAUCCUCAAGGCCCUGGGAAUAUUUGAAUCAUAUGACAUCCUUAAAGUGGUUCACAUUGUACAGUUUAUCUUCAUAUUGAAGUUAGGGUCUGCUGUUGUUCUACUUUUCUUUCAAAAACCCUUUUCUUCUGGAAAAGUCAUCUCAAAAAGACAGUGGAUAAAGUUACUAAAGCAUGCUGUUUUCAGCUGCAUCAUAUCGCUGCUGGGCUUUUUUGGUCUGACUCUCUGUGGACCACUGAGGGCGUUAUUACUUUUUGAGCACAGUGACGUGGUGGUGAUCGCACUCCUCUGUGUCCUUUUUACCAGUUCAGGAGGAGGACCAUCCAAGACCAGAGGCGCAGCUCUCUUCAUCAUCGCAGUGAUUUGCCUACUGCUCUUCGAUAAUGAUGAUCUCAUGGCCAAGAUGGCAGAGCAUCCCGAGGGGCAUCACGACAGUGCGCUAACUCACUUCCUCUACACCGGCAUCGCAUUUUUAGGGGUCGCAGAUCACAAAGGUGGUGUUGUGCUGCUGGUGGUGUCUCUGUGCCUGAAGGUGGGUUUCCACACAGCCUCCAGGAAGCUCUCAGUGGAACUUGGAGGAUCCAAGCGCCUGUUUGCUCUGGACAACCUGGUGUCUGCUGUGGUGCUGCUGCCCUGGGUCAUAGUGCUGUCAGUCACCACUGAAAGUAAAGUAGAGUCGUGGUCUUCUCUCAUCCUGCCUUUCGUCAUGAUCAUCCUCUCCGUGGUCAUCCUCCAGUUUUACGUGGAGGCCAUCUGCAGUGCAAAAAUGGAGGUGCAGCGGUGCGCCCGAUACGGCGCCAUCGCUCUCUUCUCCAGCUCCCUGCUACUCGCCAACUUUUGGACCCACCCGCUGACAGACCAGUUGCGCUCUAUGAGCAAACCGCCCCAGGAGAGCAGCACAGAACAUGUGCUCUCUGGAGGGGUCCUGGUCAGUGCCAUCUUCUUCAUCAUGUCGUCCAGUAUUCUGUCAUCACCAUCAAAAAAAGGUCACAAGGGCACCUUAGUGGGUUACUCCCCUGAAGGGACGCCAUUGUACAACUUCAUGGGUGACGCCUUGCAGCACACAUCCCAGUCGCUACCACGCUUCAUUAAAGACUCCUUGAAACAGAUCCUGGAGGAGUACGACUCAAGACAGAUCUUCUACUUCCUGUGUCUCAACUUGGCGUUCACCUUUGUGGAGCUCUUUUAUGGCGUUUGGACAAACAGUCUUGGACUGAUCUCAGAUGGCUUCCACAUGUUGUUUGACUGCUCCGCUUUAGUCCUCGGCCUGUUUGCCGCACUCAUGACUCGCUGGAAAGCCACCCGGAUAUUCUCCUACGGGUAUGGUCGUGUAGAAAUCCUUUCUGGGUUCAUCAAUGGCCUGUUCCUGAUGGUCAUCGCUUUCUUUGUCUUCAUGGAGUCUGUCACCCGUUUAGUGGACCCUCCUAACAUAAACACAGACAUGCUGACUCCCGUGUCUGUUGGCGGCUUGUUGGUCAACCUUGUGGGAAUCUGCGCCUUUAGCCACGCUCACUCCCACGGUGGAAAAAGUUGCUCCACGCACGACCACGGACAUUCACACCAUGGACACUCCCAUGGUGAGCACGGCCACGCUCAUGGAGGCCACGCUCAUGGAGGCCACGCUCAUGGAGGACACGGACAUGGCGGACACGGACAUGGCGGACAUGGACCUUCCCACAGUUCAGGGGGCAUGAAUGCCAACAUGAGAGGCGUCUACCUUCAUGUCCUGGCUGACACAUUGGGCAGCGUUGGAGUCAUUAUCUCCACCAUCCUCAUUCGUCAGUUUGGCUGGUUGAUCGCUGACCCCAUCUGCUCCCUCUUCAUCGCCACACUCAUCUUCCUCAGUGUGAUCCCUCUGCUCAAAGACGCUUGUGAGGUUCUACUGCUGAGAACUCCUCCUGAGAAUGAGAAGGACCUGAACAAUGCUCUAGAGAAGAUUGAGAAGAUUGAAGGUGUUUUGUCCUAUCGAGACCCUCAUUUCUGGAGACAUUCAGCCAGCGUGGUGGCAGGAACGAUCCACCUGCAGGUCAUGUCAGAUGUGGUGGAGCAGCGCAUCAUUCAGCAGGUGACGGCCAUUCUGAAAGAUGCCGGGGUUAAUAACUUGUCGGUGCAGUUGGAGAAGGAAGCAUACUUCCAGCACAUGUCUGGGCUGAGCACCGGAUUCCAGGACGUUCUAGCUCUGACGCAGCAGAUGGAGUCUAUGAAAUAUUUAAACGAUGGAACGUGUAUCAUGUGACCUCUGUCCGUGCGACCAAUUGAAAUGUUUUUCCAAAGAAAUGUAUUUGAAUAAAUCUGUUUAUAUUC